AUGGCAGCUACCGAGCAGAAUGGCAUCGACAUUCUUUGCGAUGCCGCUGGCUCUGACAUGUUGCUCUCCUCGCUCUUCUCCCUAGCAACACCCGUUCCUGCCCCCGACCCGCACCAACGAAUCCAGCCGCCUCUGCAGCAAGAACAACAUGAGUUGCAGCACUCGCUACCUCCAGUGUCACCUUCGAAACACCAUGUAUUCCAGCAGCAGCUUGAUCCCGUACUGCGAGAGAAUUCUGGAGAAACACCACAGCGAUCUUCAUCCGUACUGCCCGCCAAGCGAAAACUCUCGAAUGCGUCCGCCUCCUCACCGUCUCACGUCUGUCACAUCUGCCGUCGCGUUUAUGAACGCGCCGAUCAUCUGACAAGACACCUCAGAUCCCACGAAAACGCCCGACCGUAUCAAUGCACUCGCUGUCCCAAGCGUUUUAACCGCGCCGAUCUCUUGACACGGCAUGAAACUACCCAUGAUCGAGACGGGGCCGCCAAGGAUCGUCCCUUCAUCAGAAGGAGCGAUCGAGCCGCCGAGGCAUGUCUCAAUUGCGCAGCGUCAAAAGCAAAAUGUGAGGAUCAGAAGCCGUGCAGUCGAUGCCGCAGUAAGAGCUUGGCAUGUCAGAUGCCUGUCAGGCGAGGGAACCAAUACAGAACAUCGGAUUCGCAGGCUGGCAUGUCGCCCUCGGAUAGUUCGAUGGUCGCUUCUACGGGGGGGAACGACAGCCAGGCAUUUACUGCUGGCGAUGCUGCUUAUGCUCUAUCACAGUCAGUAAUCGCAAGCCAAGAGCAUGCAAUUGAUUCCACUGUGGAUUAUAAUACUGCCUCUCUCCUUGGCGCUUCAAGCUUUGAAGAUGCAGCAGAAGAAUCUCUGUACUUCGCAGCGUCACAAAGGUUGUUCCCAGACUUUGGGUUUUCCUGGGAUUCAGACUUCGGGUUGAUCAAGGCCCCACGAUCGAAUACAUUUGAACGAAGCCCCGAGUCUGGAAUGGGCGCCAAAAGAUCUCGUCAAGCCUGUAAAGAUGCGAAGACAGAAAGCUUACACCUUGGAAGUUCGACAUGGGUACUUGAACCUGAGACCAGCAGCCAAGCAGGGAGCCCAGUGCCUCCUUCAGACAUAAUCUCAUCUUACUCACGGGACAGCCUGUUUGCUAUGGUCCUCUCCAACAAUCCUACCCCAAAUCGGGUGCCGUCAUUCCCAUCGGCUGACCUUUUGAAUUAUAUGAUUGAGACAUACUUUGUUGUCGAGGAUUUCAAAAGCGAAGCCUUCAUCCACAGAUCGUCCUUAGACUCGACAACGACUAGCCUUGAUCUCAUCUUUGCUGUUGUUUCAAACGGAGCUACUUACAUAUCUAAUCCAGCAAUAUGGCAGUUUGCUCUGGCUCUUCACGGUCUCACUGCAGGCAUAAUUCAGAAGUUACUUCGAAAGACUGGUAGAACAAGCUUCACGUCGGACACAAAUGCUCACACGCCUAACACUGGCGAUUCCCCUGAAAUAGUGGAGUCGAAAUGGCGAAGCUUUGUUACAUUCGAGUCCUGCAAAAGAUUAGCCAUGCGGGCAUUUCUACACGACGUGCAAUCAUCGAUAUUAUCAUGGAAAGGGCCCACACUGGCGUACAACGAGCUUGAAUUCGCCCUUCCAGCAGCUGGCGAUCUCUGGAAGGCCAGCAAUUCGCAUAUGUGGUGCGAGUUGCAUACUGGCAAGGGAGUGUCGCCUGCUGGCGAUGUUCCACGGCUUUCAGAUAUCAGGGACUGUAUGGCUUUUGUUACUGAACCAAACGCCUGGGUGGAUAUCGAGAGUUGCUGCAAAGUUGCCCUGCAUGGGUUAUGGGGACAAGUGUGGACUUAUCGUUGUGCCAUUGCCCCCCGCCACAACUCAACUUCAGAUCACUCGGGCUCUGACGUCCCCUUAUGGGCACAUUCCCUCUACCAGAGUCUCUAUAGUGGUCUUCGAAGAUUUUCAGACAAGGUCAAGGAGGUAAAGACUUUUGGUCCUGAGCUUUUGCUCCUCUCGGAACUGUUCAUGAUGAUCCUCCAUGUCUCGCUGAAUGAUCUGCAGAGUCUCGCAGGCAGGAAGGGCGAGGAAGAGUCUCGAAGAGCUGCGCAUUCUUUAGAGAAAGGCUGGCUACCCAGAUUGGAGUCUCGUCAUGCUGUUUGGCAUGCUGGGCAAGUGCUUCGACAUGCGGCACAGUGUAAAUCAACGACACUGCAAGGAUUCAACGCCAUGGUAGUGUAUUUUGCUAGCCUUACGCUGUGGGCGUAUGGUAUGGUCUCGCAGCAGUCAACAAAUGACUACCAAGGGGCAGGCGACGAGACAGUCUCUUUGAAUGGACCGGAGACGAGUGAGUUGACAGCAUUUCUCGAGCUUGGCCAGGGCAUACCGUCCCUGGCGUCACCGGGAGGGAUGCACUCUCAGUUGGAUCCCGUGUCAGACUAUGCCGCAAUGUUGUCCCUGGGUCGACACAUUUUUCGACUUAACUACCCUGCUACCAAUGAAGCCAUGCCGCCGCUUGUCGAAGGCCUAUGUCGACAUCUUGUUGACCUACAGUCUGGGGUUAAUGGGCAAGUGGCAAUGGGUACUUUGUAG
Messenger RNA from Fusarium coffeatum, 2577 nucleotides. RefSeq lists its product as uncharacterized. Gene Ontology annotation, biological process: regulation of DNA-templated transcription. The transcript has 3 exons. Gene Ontology annotation, molecular function: zinc ion binding; DNA-binding transcription factor activity, RNA polymerase II-specific. NCBI's taxonomy places the organism in Eukaryota, Fungi, Ascomycota, Sordariomycetes, Hypocreales, Nectriaceae. The record is from RefSeq and is a predicted model, not a curated record. The coding region runs from base 1 to 2577 and encodes 858 amino acids.